Vidua macroura (Pin-tailed whydah) is the source of this 549-nucleotide messenger RNA. RefSeq names its product feather keratin Cos2-2-like. NCBI's taxonomy places the organism in Eukaryota, Metazoa, Chordata, Aves, Passeriformes, Viduidae. The transcript has a single exon. Gene Ontology annotation, cellular component: intermediate filament. The record is from RefSeq and is a predicted model, not a curated record. Gene Ontology annotation, molecular function: structural constituent of cytoskeleton. Bases 1 to 312 code for a protein of 103 amino acids.
AUGUCCUGCUGCAAGCCCUGCGACCCUUGCUGCCAGCCCUGCGGCCCCUGCCCGCUGGCCAACAGCUGCAAUGAGUGCUGUGUCAGGCAGUGCCAGAGCUCCCACGUUGUCAUUGAGCCGCCUGCUGUGCUGGUGACCCUGCCCGGCCCCAUCCUCAGCUCCUUCCCACAGCACACCGCCGUGGGAUCUUCUACCUCCGCUGCUGUUGGCAACAUCCUCAGCUGUGGCGGAGUGCCCAUCAGCUCCGGGGGCUUUGACAUCUCCUGCAUCACCAACUGCUAUGGUGGCAGCAGAUGUUGUCGUCCCUGCUAAAGCUGCUGGCAAUAUCCUCAGGCAAGAACCUCCAAGCCCUCAGCAUGUGGAGCUGGAAUGAAGACAGAAUUUUGGGACAUUAAAUGUAGGACUUAUGACUUUUGUUUCCUUCUUGUCUUCUCUUUUUUCUCUUCCAUUCCUUUCCUGUCACCAGCACUCAGUGCCCGCCUAGUGGGACCUCUAGGCCUUCCUCCUUCUUUCUGUCUGGAGGGCAGGCAGAGGGACACCCCAAAUGCA